UUUGAAAGGCAGUGCCGCUUUUCUUUCUCGGGAGAUUGGCAACGCAUUGUACCAGGUAAACAGACUAAAUGGAACCAAACCGUGGUGAAACAAAGACAACCUCCCAUCUCCAAUGAAUCGACAACAAUUCAACACUACAACCAGACACUUUGAAACUGAUCUGCCUCAAUAAAACAUUAUAACUGUAUACUAUACACGUAAUAUCUAUCUAUCUAUCUAUCUAUCUAUCUAUCUAUCUAUCUAUCUAUCUAUCUGUCUGUCUGUCUGUCUGUCUGCCUAUCUCUCUCCCUCCUAAAUCUCGCUGAUAUCUACAGCCUCUCUGCUCUUCAAAAUAUGUUACUGUCUUUGCUGACUACUGCAGCACCGCUUAGUUCACACCGCCACAGAUCAAGGAACAGGGUAGUAAUUAGAGGAACUGUGUAGGCCUAUUGAAGUAUUUAAGAAACUGAAAACUUUUGCAAACUCUGAUGUGCGUUGUUAGUUGGACGCACCGCAGUCGUGUUGAGAAGGGCGGUCUGAGGCAAACCUUUCUCGUGUAAACCUGUCUGUGCCGCGGUGCGUAUUCCAGCCUGAGCGGCGGUGUGUCUUCAUUGCGGGUCAUCGUCAUUACACUACAGCAGAUCAGUGACAGAACCUCCCCGGGGAGGUUAUGACAAGAGCGAUACCCGUGGACACAGCGGGGCUACCCAAACACACUCACACAAGACAGCGAGCUCCACAAUGGUGAUAUGAAAACUUGUGCUGGCAUGCAAGAGGAACUGUUUUUGGAAAUGUUUUCCAGAACGCACUGUAGAAUCUGCAUUUUUGUUGUUAUCGAACAUUUCAAUCAGUUUGUUUUUAGUUUUCUGUACUGCAGAAUAGUAUCAGGGCAGCAGAUAACGACUCUUCUUGACGGCAGUUGGGGAAGGUGAAAGAUUUAGAAGACAACAACACAAACAUCGGUUAUCGCAGUCUGUCUCUCCUCGCCUACACCAUUUCAUCAAAACACUAUUUGUUGUUGUUUAUCUUUCUAAAUGAACACAUCUUGACAGUGGAUUGUCUACUGGAUUAAUCAAACCAGACCCAAGUUUUUGGAGGAAACUUUUUUUUUUCUGGAAUGGCUUAAGUCACGAUUUCACGUUAGCGAGCAGUGUUGGCUGUUUUUACGAAAGCGUGUGGAUUAGAGCGGCGCGGAACGCGCAAAGGACUCGCUGCUCGUUCCUGCGCCCAGGUCGCUAUGGGAAGCUAUUGGUGCUGCCGAAGUUGUUGCCGGGCUUGCGGGUGCUUUCUUACCGAGGAGGAGAAAGCGGACGCCGCUAUAAACAAGGAAAUCAACAAAAUACUCCAACAGCAAAAAACGAAAGAGAAAACCGAAAUGAAGCUGCUUCUCUUGGGGACUGGCGAGAGUGGAAAGACCACCUUCAUCAAGCAGAUGAGGAUCAUCCACGGAGCCGGCUACUCUGAGGAGGAGCUACGAGCCUUCACCAAACUGGUGUACCAGAACAUCUUCACUUCCAUGCAGGCCAUGCUGAGAGCCAUGCACGCCCUGAAGAUCCCCUUCGGGCUCCCCGACAGCCAGAGGAACAGCAGGCUGGUGUUGGAGGUGGACACUCUGCAGGUCACGACGCUCGACCAGCAGCUCGUGGGGGUCAUCAGGAGCCUGUGGAGUGACCCGGGGGUGAGACAGAGCUACAGUCGACGGAGGGGGUACCAGCUGCUCGAUUCCACCUCCUACUUCAUGGAUAACCUGGAGCGCAUAGCCGCUGUGGACUACAUCCCCACUGAGCAGGACGUGUUGAGAGUGAGAGUGCCCACCACAGGGAUCAAUGAGUACGCCUUCACAAUCAACACGGUAUUCCUCAGGAUCGUGGACGUGGGGGGGCAGAAGUCCGAGAGGCGGAAGUGGAUCCACUGCUUCGAGAACGUGACGUCACUGAUGUUCCUGGCCUCGCUCAGCGAGUAUGACCAGGUCCUGGAGGAGAACGAGAGCGAUAACCGCAUGGAGGAGAGCAAAGCCCUGUUCUACACCACCAUCCACUCCCGAUGGUUCAUCAAAUCCUCCGUCAUCCUCUUCCUCAACAAGAUGGACAUCCUGGGGGAGAAGAUCAUCACCUCCCACCUCGUUGACUACUUCCCCCAGUUCAAAGGCAGGAAGCAGGACGCGAGAGCGGCCAUGGAGUUCAUCAUGCACAUGUACAUGACCGAGGCGGAGAGGAAGGAGAAAGAUAAACACGAUGGCAGAAGCAGCAAGAAGACGAUGUACCCCCACUUCACCUGCGCCACUGACACGAACAACAUCCGCCAUGUGUUCUCCGCCAUCAGAGAUACCAUCCUCCUCAACACGCUCAAGGAGUUCUCUUUGCUGUGAGCGUAAAGCAGCCAAGGGAUAGUGACAAGCCAGGCAGGGAGGCAGGGAUGCAGGCAAGGCAAGGUACUUUUGGAAGUGUGCAACCGCUGAUGUCUGUAACUGAUUUGACAAAUGAUUUAUUGUGUUUAAGAGAGGUGAUCUAAAACGAAAGCAGACAGGCGGAAACUGGACAUUUCUUUCUGCGCUGAAACGUCACCAAAAGGGGGUGCAAUACCCUCACUCCUGCAUGUGGGGGAAGCUUUGGACUGACUGUCAUGUAAGAUGAGAAACUGUGUGUGACACUGACGAGCCAGCAGGGGGCACUGCAGCUCAGUUUCUGAAGCCUGUCACUUGGGAGUCACACAAUGGAAGUGGCAUCACUGGACUGUAACACCAUUAGUGUCUCUCUUCACAGCUCUCUCUAGACCCGAGAACACUUUGAGUUAGCAGAGCUGUGUUACUAAACUGGGAAUCCUUCCCACACAGAUGUAAUUGUGGUGCAGAAUUUGCACCCCUGCUUUAAGACUCUGGCGGCAGUCCCUGAGGUGAUCACAUGCCAGAAGUCUGAUUGCUUGCGCCAUGGUAAGUGCAAAGCGUGGUGACCCUUAUAAAAGUAAAAAGUGGGAAACCAACUAAAGAACUGUUAAAAACCUCUGUAAAUACAUGGAAACUGGGGGUGGGGG
Molecule: messenger RNA, 3009 nt
Organism: Polyodon spathula (Mississippi paddlefish)
Lineage: Eukaryota; Metazoa; Chordata; Actinopteri; Acipenseriformes; Polyodontidae
Product: guanine nucleotide-binding protein subunit alpha-11-like
Exons: 7
Coding region: 1217-2347 (376 amino acids)
Biological process (GO): action potential; adenylate cyclase-modulating G protein-coupled receptor signaling pathway; phospholipase C-activating dopamine receptor signaling pathway
Cellular component (GO): heterotrimeric G-protein complex
Molecular function (GO): G-protein beta/gamma-subunit complex binding; GTPase activity; guanyl nucleotide binding
Source: RefSeq, a predicted model, not a curated record